AUGGACGUGCUAAACGGCUCCGUUGUGGACCUGAACGGGAGCACGCAGAGCCCGCAGAACGCAUCCGACGGGUUGAGCCUGGAGCCGCGCUCUCUGGUGACCUCCGCGUCCAUGUUCGCGGUGGGGGUCCUCGGGAACGUGAUCGCGGUGGUCGUGCUGUGCGUGUCCAAGCGCGAGCAGAAGGAGAGCACGUUCUACACGCUGGUGUGCGGCAUGGCGGUCACGGACCUGCUGGGCACUUGCUUCACCAGCCCCGUGGUCAUCGCCACGUACACGUGCGGCCGCUGGCCAGGGGGGACGUUGUUGUGCCACUUCUUCUCUUUCUCGAUGCUCUUCUUCGGCUGCGCGGGCACCUGUAUCCUGUGCGCCAUGGCCGUGGAGCGCUACCUCGCCAUAAACCACGCGUACUUUUACUCGCAGCACGUGGACCGCUCGGUGGCGCGCACGGUGCUGCUGGUCUCGUACGUGGCCACGUUCGCACUGUGCGUCAUGCCCAGCUUCGGCUUCGGGAGGCACGCGCGCCACUACCCGGGCACGUGGUGCUUCUUGGACUGGCGCGCCACGGACGCACUGGACGCGUGUUACGCGCUGCUGUACGGGAGCGUCAUGCUGCUGCUUGUGUCCGCCACGCUGCUGUGUAACGUGGCCGUGUGCCGGUCCCUCGUGGGCAUGAACCUGCGGACCAGCGUGGUGCGCGCGGAGAUGUGCGAGCAUGCGCCCCGCCGCCGCUUCCCGCGGCUGCAGUCGGUGAGCUCUGCCGCGGAGCUGCAGAUGCUGUGGCUCCUGGUGUUUAUGACCGCGGUGUUCCUGGUGUGCUCCGUGCCGCUGGUGGUGCGCAUCUUUGUGAACCAGCUCUCUGGCGCCACCCACCCGUCGGAGAGGGCGGGGCCUGACACUUGGGGCGACCUGCAAGCCAUCCGCUUCGCCUCCUUCAACCCCAUCCUGGACCCCUGGGUGUACAUCCUGUGCCGCAAGAACCUGCUGCUGAAGGGUUGCGCCAGGCUGAAGGGGGCGCUGUGGGGGGGUGAGGUGCGAUGGGUGAAAAGGGGGCGUGGUCAUCACUCCCCCAGCCCCUCCCCACCCUCCCUGCACAGCAACGACACCAGCUACGCCUCCAUCCGCACGGCUAGCUUCAGACAGAACCCCUUAAAUAGACCUGGGCGGGCGGCCGCAGCACUGGGACUUCCACCCCUUCAGCGUCCCGGGGGAGGGGCUAGGGGAGGGGGCGGGGCCUGA
Knipowitschia caucasica is the source of this 1236-nucleotide messenger RNA. Lineage: Eukaryota; Metazoa; Chordata; Actinopteri; Gobiiformes; Gobiidae. The record is from the annotation of a GenBank genome assembly.